UCUUCUUCUUCACUAGACGAGAAUUUCCCAAUUUUGUGAAGACGACUUGAGAGAGUGCCACAAAAAUUUGCAGGUUCAGUCAAUUUCAGCUUCGGGGUCUCAAAAUUUGGAGUGCUGGUCUUUUGACAGUCACAACCUCAGAAUCAAUUUUGCUCUGGCAGAGAAGAUGGAUCUGUUGAGUAGUUUACCAGACGAGGUUCGUUGUCACAUACUGUCCUUCCUCACUACAAAGGAGGCAGCUUUAACCUCGGUUCUCUCUAAGAAGUGGGGCAAUCUGUUCGCGCUCGUCCCUAAUCUUGUCUUUGAUGACUCUGAGUUUCUUCAUCCGGAAGAGGGUAAGCGGGAAAGAGACGGUAUCCUUGAGAGCUUCAUGGGUUUUGUGGAUACAGUAUUGGCUUUGCAGGGCAACUCUCCCAUUCAUAAAUUCUCCCUCAAGUGUAAAGAUGGUGUUUGUGAAUCUCGUCUGAAUCGUUGGAUUUGUCAAGUGUUGCGUCGUGGUGUGUCGGACCUUGAUCUUUCCAUCGAUAUCAUAGAGGUUUAUCUGCCUCAGGAGAUGUUCGUCUCUAAGACACUAGUCAACCUGAAAUUAGAAAGUACUUGUGGUAUUCACUGGUGGACUGGAGCUGAAGGCACUUUCUUACCAAUGCUUAAAAGUCUUUGUGUUGUCUCGGGGAGAAUUUUUUGUGGUGAUAAGCUUCAGGAGAUGCUUCCAGCUUGUUUUCCUGUCCUUGAGGAUUUACAAAUGGCUAACAUGGAGUGGAUUGAUUCUGAUGAAACUGUGUCAAGUGCAACCCUCACUAACCUACUUAUUUGCGGCUUCCCUCCUCAGAAUCUGAAGAGCAUUUCCUUUGAUGCUCCAAAUCUGAUUUCCUUAGUCUACUCUGAUUUAGUUGCGGAGGACUAUCCAUUAGUCAAUAUGAGAAACUUAUCUCUGGCUCGAAUCGUCCUUAGAACAAAUGACGAUCAGAUCAAUCGACUUAGAGGGCCAAAUAAUGUUCUGUUAGAGGAUGAUGUCGUUCACCAGUUUGGCAAUGUGGUGAAGCUCAUGAAUGGCAUACAAAAUGUUCAGGAACUUCACUUGUGUCCUGAUACUCUCGAGGUGCUUUCUCUAUGCUGUGAAUCUCUGCCAGUGUUCAACAAUGUCAAAACUUUAUGUAUUUACAGUGAAGAUGUUCGAGGAUGGCAAGCUGUGCCUGCUCUUCUAAGGAAUUGCCCACAUCUAGAAAUCCUAACCUUUGAGGGUCUCGUGCACUAUGUGACAGAUAAAUGCGGGGAUGCUUGCAGCUGCAUUUAUCGCAAGGACAAAGGCAGUUCGCUCACAACUUCUCCAGUGAAAGUGGUAACGGUUAAAGGGUUUGGAGUAACAAUGAAAGAGUUGAACAUGGUAGAGCAUUUCUUGGACUAUUUCCCCUGUUUGAAAGAGAUGAACCUCUACAUUGAAGAGGAUACCCUUACACAACUUGGAAAAAACCCUCAAGUGUCUGAAAUCUUGGAGAUGAUUGAAGAGUACAAGGAGUUAUAUAGUUGCAAAGUCCACCUAUACGUGUCUCACACGUCGACUACACAAAGCCCCUUCGGAAUUUGACUUAUCAGAUCUUUGUUUCGUUUUUUAGUUUCCUGUGUGUAUCUUUUAACUAUCCUCGGCUCGGCAAGACUGUAUGUCGCACCUGUUUUGCCAAAUUUUCCAAUUGUUUUUGGGUGAUUUCAAGAUUGAAGUCGUGUAGAUGUUCUAAUUUGUUCGGUUUAAUGUCCAUUCCGGGAUUGCAAUACAAUUAAUGUUCAUUCCGGUUUAAUGUU
Messenger RNA from Camelina sativa (false flax), 1797 nucleotides. Its product is annotated as F-box protein At3g03040. The record is from RefSeq and is a predicted model, not a curated record. Gene Ontology annotation, molecular function: protein binding. Lineage: Eukaryota; Viridiplantae; Streptophyta; Magnoliopsida; Brassicales; Brassicaceae.